GCGCCGGCCGCAGGGCCCAGCCCCGCCGCCUGCCCCGCCCAUGGGCCGCGGGCCCCCGCCGCCGCCGCCCGCCUGGAGGACCGCGCCGAGCCGCGGAGCCGCCUGAAGGACCGCCGCGGCCGCGCCGCAGGUCACCUGGAUGUCAGCAUGGCAGCCACGAACCUGGAGAACCAGUUGCAAAGUGCCCAGAAGAACCUCCUGUUCCUGCAGCGGGAGCAUGCGGGCACGCUGAGGGGGCUGCACGCGGAGAUCAGGCGGCUGCAGCAGCACUGCACGGAUCUGACAUAUGAGUUGACACUGAAGAGUUCUGAGCCGACAGGAGACGGCUCUUCCAGAAGCGCUGAGCUGAAGAGACGAUGUGAGGACCUGGAGGCCCAGCUGAAGGCCAAGGAGGAUGAGAACAGGCAGCUGCUAGAGGAGCUGGGGCAGAAGAGCGCCCUGAUGGCGGUGCUGGAGAACACCCUCAAGGAGCGGGAGAAGAAGUACCUGGAGGAGCUGAAGGUGAAGAGCCACAAGCUGAGCCUGCUGUCGGCCGAGCUGGAGCAGCGCGCCAGCACCGUGGCAUACCUGACCGCGCAGCUGCACGCUGCCAAGAAGAGGCUCCUGAGCUCCAGUGGCACCUCAGACGCCAGCCCAGCUGGAGGCACCCCGCUGGCCAGCUACAAGCCCGCGCCCCCCAAGGACAAGCUGCCCGAGACACCGCGCCGCCGCAUGAAGAAGAGCCUCUCCACCCCGCUGCACCCCGAGUUCGAGGAGGUCUACAGACUGGGGGCCGAGAGCCGCAAACUCCUCCUGCGCGAGCCUGUGGACGCCAUGCCUGACCCCACCCCGUUCCUGCUGGCCCGGGAGGCGGCCGAGGUCCAGCUCAUCAAGGAGCGGCCGCUGGUCAUCCCGCCCAUUGCCUCGGACCGUGUGGCAGGCGGGCAGCACAGCCCAGCCCGCGAGAAGCCGCACAAGGCCCACGUCGGGGUGGCCCAUCGCAUCCACCAUGCCAGCCCCCCACAGCCCCAGCCAGAGGUGGAGACGCUGGCCGUGGACCAGGUGAACGGAGGCAAGGCAGUGCGGAAGCACUCAGGGACGGACAGAACUGUGUGACCGUGGCCCGCACUGUCCACGCACCAUGAGCGCCACAGGGAACCCCACCGCACCUUUUUCUUUACCUCCCACGCAUGCCAAAUUGUUUUCAGACCUGUCCACCAACUCUCCUGCUCCUCCUGCCCCACGCUGCAGACGCCACAAUACGACCGUGUCCUUGCUGCAGAAUGCAUAAUCUACUAACGCUGUGGCCACAACCCACAUGCCCAGCCGCUUGCUUCCAAGCCCACUCCGUGUCGUCCAGGCGCACUCGUGGACAGGCACCGGCCACAGGAUGCACACUGCGCCACGUCCUCGGAGCAGACGGGCACGCGCCUGAGUGUACAGCCAGCCACGCACAGCGACCUCGACCACCCUCCAGGGCAGCCUGUGGAGCAGCCGCUCCCUCUGGAGACCCCGCACCUCCCUCCUCCUCCCCCGGGCGGCACUUGUCACCGAGCAGCUGUAUGUAGAUGUCCAAAGGAACUAAAUAAGAUGACGUUGCUCUUCAUGUCACCACAACCUGAAUGUGUGUUCAUAUUUUUUGUUAGUCUUACCCAAAAUGUUCCAGAUCCCAACAAACUUUAUUUUCUAAACCUGC
Marmota monax (woodchuck) is the source of this 1675-nucleotide messenger RNA. It is a transcript of the gene Ccdc92, whose product is annotated as coiled-coil domain containing 92. The coding region runs from base 148 to 1095 and encodes 315 amino acids. The record is from RefSeq and is a predicted model, not a curated record. Lineage: Eukaryota; Metazoa; Chordata; Mammalia; Rodentia; Sciuridae. The transcript is spliced from 4 exons. Gene Ontology annotation, cellular component: centriole.